Molecule: messenger RNA, 2766 nt
Organism: Belonocnema kinseyi
Lineage: Eukaryota; Metazoa; Arthropoda; Insecta; Hymenoptera; Cynipidae
Product: syntenin-1-like
Exons: 8
Coding region: 484-1419 (311 amino acids)
Cellular component (GO): cytoplasm; plasma membrane
Molecular function (GO): protein binding
Source: RefSeq, a predicted model, not a curated record
UUUUUUUUCCAAUAAAAUCUAGCAAAAUGACUGCUGAAUAACUGUAACUUUCAAUUUCAAUAUAAACGUGUAUUCUUCUUCUCUAAAGAAAAUAAAAAUCAGGGAUUUUUUCUCAAAACGGAAAGAAGUUUGCAAUAAUAACUUCAACUGGAUUAGCACCAUUAGCACUCACACAUUCAAAUUGAUCAUGUGUAGUCAUGUGUUAUGUCAGGUCAGACUCGUUCAGGCUUGCUCAGCCUCUGCUUAGUGGGUAUGGGUUACGUGUUGGGUGUGUGAAUCAGAGUGAAUGCGUGAAAGGUGCUUGACGUUUUGUUGAUAGGAAUUUCCAGAGCUGAUUUCAGUCUGUGAUUCACACUCCUGCAAAAAGGCUUCAGGAAUUCAAGAAACUUUGAGAGCAAAAGCAGUGUGGCAGUUUCAAAAACUGUUAAGUAAACUCUCCGAGGGUUAACAUUCAUCCGGUCAGUAAAAUAAAAAAAGCAGAAAAUGUCGCUAUAUCCUUCCUUGGAGGAUAUGAAAGUGGACCAGCUGAUGAAGGCUCAGCUGCAGGCUGAAUCACAGUAUCCAACUGUUCCAUCAAUUACUUCUAUGCCUGUAGCUCAUCCCGCAGCUCCUUCAGCUCCACCAUUAAUAUCUCCUGGUCAGGAUGCUGCAGGACCCCUCUACCCAUUUUUGGGUGAAUAUAUGGGACUUGAGAUAAGUGAAGAUGCAAUUGCUCAAAACAUGCCUGAAUACGCUAUCGCCAAUCGCGAAGCUAUGGAAAUUGCUGUCCCAGCACAAAGUGGCCCACUUGCGGGAAUGACAGCUCCAGUUUCUGGAAAAUCUCUCGCUUUGCAGAAAGCUCACGUUACAAAUGGAAUCAGAGAGUUGACCCUCUGUAAGGACCAAAGCGGCAAGAUUGGAAUUCGUGUCCACUCUGUGAACAACGGAAUUUUUGUCUGCCUGGUAACAAAAGGUUCUCCCGCUGCUAUGGUUGGUUUGAGAUUUGGCGACCAGAUUUUAGACAUCAAUGGUGAAUCUGUCGCCGGAUAUUCCAUGGAUCAAGUUCACAAGAUUUUUCGCAAUUCUCCAGUAAGCGGAAUCAAAGUUGUCGUUCGUGACAGGCCUUUCGAGCGCACUGUUACAAUGCACAAGGAUAGUUCAGGUCACAUUGGAUUCCAGUUCAAAAACGGAAAAAUAAUUGCCCUGGUUAAAGAUUCUUCAGCUUCGAGAAACGGACUUCUCACGGACCACCAGAUUCUCGAAAUCAACGGCAAGAAUGUGGUUGGCUUGAAAGAUAAAGAAGUAACAGCCGAGAUCGACACUGCAGGAGACAUCGUCACAGUCACAGUGAUUCCUUCUUUCAUUUAUGACCACAUGAUCAAAAAAAUGUCUGGCAGUCUUCUGAAGAACAUAAUGGACCAUUCCGACCCAAUGCUAUAAAUACAAAAAGGCAUAAAACCGUUCUUUUACUCUCGCUUAGAAGACACUGAUAAAAAUAAAGCCGAGUCUAAAGUUUCUAAGUAGAAUUAAGUUAUUAAAAAUUCUAUUUUCAAACAAUUAUAAGUCUGACAUGCAAAAUAAUUUUCAUCAGUAUCUAAGAGUAAAACAUUACAGGGAAAUCAUUUCGAAACGCUUAAUUUUGCUGUUAUUAGAUCAAGAAAAUUCAUCUUUAAGCACAAGCUUACAAAACUUGAUGCAUAAUUUUAAACUCUUUGUGAUUAAACACAAAUUUUGGCUCUAUACACGCAUAACUGAUAGCUUCUUUUUUCAAUCGGGAGAAUGGAUAUUUAAACAUUAAAUGUGGAUUAAAUAUUAGAGAAAUAGUAGCUGUGUAGGGACAAGAAUGAUAUAUGAAUCUUGCUCUUUGAAAUUCUACGUAUUCUUCACGAUGCUGACUGGGCUGAAGACCUUCGUCUUGAGAUAAAGUUAACGCUGCUCUAAAUUAUAAGCCAUAUGACUAAAUAAAAAAUAAGUUUUUUUAUUGUUAUUCGUUGUUCUUUCAGAACGAAAGUCGUGUGGAGAAAUGAAAGCCAAGUUAAAAUUACUUGCCAAAAUCAAAACCAAAAAUGCCUUCCAUUUUCGUUGCAACGCUUAGACUUUAUUUUAGUAUUAAAAACACUUUUGAAUUUGCCCUCCAGGUAUAUCACACACGAUUUAAAUGAACUCCUUUUCAUGAAUCAGAAUCAGAAUUUAGAAUAGAACAUGCACAACCCUAUUUUAGUGUGCAAUUUAUUUUCACGAAUAUUCCAAGUGCCAACUGAGGUUCUAGUUAUUUUAUAAUUUGAGAUAAUUCAUCUACUCCUGAGUGUGUGCAAUCUUUUUUAUAGGAUGUAAGAUUUUUUUUAGAAAUUAUAAUAAUUCGUACUAUAAUUUACUAUGCGAAAGAAAUUAUGUGAUGUCUCUUUAAUUCGAAAUAAUGUAACUUGCCCUUCUACUGUUAUAUUUGUCCCGUAAAACUUUGAGUCUGAUAGAAUAGUACAGUUGAGAGUGUCAUGUUAUAUUCUAUCUACAAACUACGAUGUCAAUAUUUUCCGUAAUUGUACAUUUCAUAUAGUAUAUGGACAAAUCAUUAUCAUAAUUGGAAAAGACACACAUCUAGAAAUACAGUGAAAAUGUUUCCUAUUAGUUUAAUCUGUUACUGCUGAUUGUGCCACAAUUUUUAUAGAAGAAACAAAUAUUUACGUGAAUGUAUGAGAAGAUUAUAAGAGACGUUAGAAAUAAAGAUAUGUAAUUCACAAGAUCAUUAGUUCUCGUGUGAAUUCAAUAAAUAUAAAUUUAUAUCGGCAU